AAGACAGUCACCCUGCAGAGAGCAUGAAUGCAUGACAUUGAUCCACAAAUAUGUAUGCAGGUUGCGUGAGGUGGAUGCUCAGCCACACAGUGAAAGCUGUGUGUGGCGGCAGUCUUGGCUACAAGAUAACAGCAUCAAGGUUUCUCAUAUGCACUGGAAGAUCGAACACCAUCGCUGCUGCCUGGAGAUGGUCCCCGUUCUCUACAGCGGUAGACGACACAGAACCGACUCCUGAACCGAAGAAAAAGAAGCAGGAUCCCCGGGCACGUACCACGAUCACCAGCGUUGGCCGCAAGAUCCCGCACCGUCACAUCCAGGUGAUCAGUGAGGCAGGAGAAAACAUGGGCACCAUGCACCGUGCAGAUGUGCUCAAGGUCAUGGCGGAGCAGGGUCUCAAAUUGGUGGUGCUCAAUGAAAAUCAAGACCCUCCCGUCUACCGUCUGAUGAGCGGUAAACAGAUCCAUGAAGAACAGCUGAAGGUGCGGGAGAAACAGAAAGCAAAAGCAGCUCCCGUCCAGAUAAAAGAGCUCACCUUUACGUCUGGCAUCGGCACUCACGACCUCACAACCAAACUGAAACAAGUGGAGAGCUGGCUGGAGAAGAAGCACCAUAUUCGGAUCACUAUGCGAUUAGGCCGCGGGCGUCCCGCAGACAACCUGGACACAAAUCUGGAGCAGAUGGUGCAACAAAUGGAGGUCCCUGUGGCAUUUGUUUCCAAGACAAAAGUCAUACGUGACGGUCGAGCAGCCAUGUGCAUCGUCCGACCACCGUCGGCAAAAGAACUGUCGGAAAAAAAGAAAAAUAAGACUUCACCGCCGCAACCUGACAGCUCCAGUUCACAAGACGCUCAGCCCAAAACAUCUCCAGUUAGCAGCACAGACACAACAGAAGGGGCUACGCAGCAGUGA
This is a messenger RNA of Scomber scombrus (Atlantic mackerel), 908 nucleotides long. It is a transcript of the gene mtif3, whose product is annotated as mitochondrial translational initiation factor 3. Gene Ontology annotation, molecular function: ribosome binding; translation initiation factor activity. Gene Ontology annotation, cellular component: mitochondrion. Gene Ontology annotation, biological process: mitochondrial translational initiation; ribosome disassembly. Lineage: Eukaryota; Metazoa; Chordata; Actinopteri; Scombriformes; Scombridae. Bases 51 to 908 code for a protein of 285 amino acids. The transcript is spliced from 4 exons. The record is from RefSeq and is a predicted model, not a curated record.